AGUUCAAAAAACAGUAUUAGUGGAAAGACAACGUUGAAAAUGGCGCAAUUUUUUAGUAUAUGCCUGCUAAUAGCAAUAGUGGUCAGUGUUCACGGAUUUACGAAAUACGGACGUGACUGCCGGGAUAUUUCGUGUGCUCCCGGUCAUCAGUGCAUUAUAUCCAGAGAGCCCUGUACAGGUUCUAGUCAACUUGAAAACGCUCAAUGCGGGAAGUAUCCAACUUGUGUAAUGCAGAAGCAAUACUCCUUUACUUCAGGCGAAUCCCGGAUGCGUGGAAAACGUCAGGCAAACCAGCCAGGAUAUGGAAUGGGUGGCAGUGGAAUGGGCCGACCCAAUGGAAUGAAUAACGGAAGAAACGGUGGAAAUGGAAUGGGUGGUCAGUAUGGAAACGGAAUGGGUGGACAGAAUGGAAAAGGAAUGGGUGGUCAGUAUGGAAACGGAAUGGGUCCACAGAACGGAAAUGGUAUGGGUGGCAAUGGAAUGCGCGGGAACGGAAUGGGACCAGGUGGAAUGGACGGUCGGGGCGGAUACGGCAAUGGAAUGGGACAAGGAGGAAUGGGUGGUAAUGGAAUGGGUCCCGGUGGUAUGGGCGGAAAUGGAAUGGGUGGCAGAGGAGGAUAUGGAAACGGUAUGGGUGGAAAUGGAAGGGGUCCUGGAGGAAUGGGUGGUAAUGGAAUGGGUCCUGGGGGAAUGGGUGGUAACGGCAUGGGUCCCGGAGGAAUGGGUGGUAAUGGAAUGGGUCCUGGAGGAAUGGGUGGCUAUAACGGUCGAGGCGUACCAAACGGAAUGGGUGGACCGAAUGGAAUGGGAGGCGGUCCAAACAGAAUGGGUGGACCACCCGGCAGGCCAAAUGGAAUGGGUGGACCACCCGGUAGGCCAAAUGGAAUGGGUGGACCACCCGGCAGGCCAAAUGGAAUGGGUGGACCACCUGGUGGUCCAAACGGAAUGGGACCAGGCAACUGGCAAGGAAAUAACAAUUGGGGAAAUGGAAAUAAUGGCAAUGGUAGCAGCCGAAAUAGGGGCAAUAGUUCUAAUCAGAACUACAGCACUACUUCUGCUACAACAACGGAUGGCUGGUUUUAA
Drosophila erecta is the source of this 1083-nucleotide messenger RNA. RefSeq names its product glycine-rich protein DOT1. Lineage: Eukaryota; Metazoa; Arthropoda; Insecta; Diptera; Drosophilidae. The transcript has 3 exons. The record is from RefSeq and is a predicted model, not a curated record. The coding region runs from base 40 to 1083 and encodes 347 amino acids.